AUGCAGGACACCUGGACUGCUCGCAAAGCUGAGGAGAUCCAAGCGUACACGGAUCGCAACGAAUGGAAGAACUUCUUCUCCGUCAUCAAAGCUGUCUACGGCCCGCCGACCAAAGGCACCGCUCCUCUCCUCAGCUCCGACGGCAAUACCCUCUUGACUGAGACGAUACAAAUUCUACAGCGAUGGGCCGAGCAUUUCCGCGGCAUCCUCAACCGCCCCUCCGCCAUCUCCGACGCCGCCAUUGUCCGUUUGCCGCAAGUGGAGACCAACUUGGACCUCGAACUCCCACCAUCUCUCCAGGAAACCAUAAGGACUCAAGGUCAACGCGCGCAGCACGAUUUUGAUAAGAUAAGUAAAAGUUAUAUUUUGGGAUUUAAUCUCUUAAUCUCUUACAAAGUUUCCAGUGUAGAUCUGACAACAUUUUCUAUAUUUUGUCGUAAGUCAUCAUCGCUUCCCGUCGUGUUUCGACGAUUUGUCUUAAAGUAGAAAUCAAGUGUCAUAGUUUUUUACCCAACAUAGCCUCAAUCCUAUCAAGUCUUACGUGCAUAUACAAAAGGUUUUCCUCGUAAAAAUAUAGAAUAGCAUUAUAUUUUAAACGACCAACCGUCUCCACUGACCGCUUUUAUCGUCGGUGUACUGAGAAUUAUACUGUUAUCUAUUUUAUACUACAUAGCCUCAUUAUCCAAUUCAAAUUUAUUUAUAGUUCUGUUUUGCCAUCUACGAAAUUGUCAUUUACCCGUUAUUUUUCAAGUAUGCAUUCUGUUAUUGAGUAAAAUUUGCUUACUAUAAACUGUGCUGUCUGGUACACCAAUAUUGACAGCUGUCAGUAAUAGUGCCAUCAUACAUAUCUUUAUCCAUAUAUCUUCGAAGUUUCGGCAGUUAUCAUCCAUAUAAAUAUUUGGGCUUAAGUGUCGUAUUGCUUUCUCGACAUGAAACCUCAGGCAGCCCUUCGCCGAAGGGAACUAAACUUCAUCUGAAACCCAUUUUUCAUAAAAAAAAAUUGAUCUAGGGGCGCUUGAUGAUUUUAACAAUUCUAUGUCUCAUUACAAAUCAAUUUUUUCUGUUGUUGGUGCCCUUUACGGAAAGUUGCCAACGCUUACGUCUCAGCAGUGUGAGAAGCUCAUGCCUCUCAUUAACCUGGUUGCUACUGAGACCGAAGACAGGCACAAACGAAGUUUCAACUUUAUAUUAAAAAACGUUCCUAAGUGUAGACAACCAAUCGAUGUCGCUUUUCAUUUCCUUUAUUCAUGCGGCUUCAACUUUAGGGUCGCUGAAGCUAAAAGGCCUUCAUCUAGGAGCAAGAAUCCACCAAUUCUUGUCAAACUCUUUUCGUCGAUAGAAGUAAAUUUUACUUUCUCCCAUUUGAAGCGCUCGACUCAAUAUCUCAGGGGAAAUAA
This is a messenger RNA of Spirometra erinaceieuropaei, 1397 nucleotides long. NCBI's taxonomy places the organism in Eukaryota, Metazoa, Platyhelminthes, Cestoda, Diphyllobothriidea, Diphyllobothriidae. The record is from the annotation of a GenBank genome assembly.